Klebsormidium nitens is the source of this 393-nucleotide messenger RNA. The record is from the annotation of a GenBank genome assembly. NCBI's taxonomy places the organism in Eukaryota, Viridiplantae, Streptophyta, Klebsormidiophyceae, Klebsormidiales, Klebsormidiaceae.
AUGGAACAGAGUAAGGAAGUCACAAUGGCCAAGGAGAUCCCCUCGAUAUGGGAAUGGGUCAAGCUCGCACCCAGGAACGGAAAGAACGGCAUAGUAUACCUGUCCUUAGUAACCGUAAAGCCCCUCUCUGACGGCACCAAGAUGAAGUGCACGGUGUUUGACCCCGUUCUUGAGCAGCCCAAGAAAGGCGCGGUUGAGGUGUUCUUCUACGACGAACUGCAUACGCACAAGGUGAGAAGGCCGGGGCGGUUCAUCGACGAAGACUGGUGGGCUGCGCACGGCCCCCCGCACAUGUCGUGGGAGGAAUUGGGGGGCUCGUCGCGCACUUUCAGUACCACUGCGGGGCAGUGCAUGGGCCUCCUGGGCGCCCAAGAUCCUUACGGGAUUAGAUGA